UACUAUCUAAUUGUCCCUAAAUCUAACACCUAAGACCUCAAUAGUGUUUAGACGGAAUAGUGACUUUAACGGUGUAACAUUUCUCAGAUCCUGUUAGCCUACUGCCACCUUGAUCCAUGAUUACGAUUAUUUCACAUCAUACCCGAUAUACACGAGGUAUGUACGGGUUGUAAAAGUCGGAAACCGCCGGGCUCGGAUCCACAGUUAUUGUGUAUUUCAUUGUGAUGUGAAGAAAAGUGUUCUGUUCUAUUUAUCUAACAAUAAGCCUCUGCAGUUUCGUGUUUAUUUGGGGUGACCGUUACAACACAUUAGUAAAAUGGGUGAUCGCAACGACCCUAUCAAGUUUGGUCCGAUGUGGCUGCGCAACCUGUCCCGCGAGGGCAGCUCCGGGCACAGCGGCGGCGGCGGCGGCGGCGGUGGCGGGGCGGGCGGGGCGCCGGGCGCGGGGGGCGGGCCCUCGCCGCCCGCACCCGCUCCCGCCACACACCAGCCGCUCAAGGUUCAGCUUGCGAAGCUGCGGUAUGGCAGAGAAGAAAUGCUUGCACUUUAUGACAGAAAUGUAGACCCACCUGUCGAACUAAAGCACUUCGACAUAUUGUAUAGUCCGCGAGGAAAACCUCCGAUUGCACUCAGUAACUCCUUUGAAGAAGACUUAACAGCGCGGGACAGCAUGCGCGGCGGAGGCGGCGGCGGGAUGGGGGGCCUGUCCCCGGUGGAGCGCUACCCGGGCGCGGGCCGCGGCGCCUCGGCCGAUAGCCGCCCGCGCCACCGCAUGCCCUUCGUGCGACAGACCUCCGCCACCAGGGGCGGGUACCGCGGCGGCAGCGCGGCGCCGGCGGAGCGCGACGAGGCCUUCGAGCCGUCGCCGCCGCACCGCGCCUGGCCCGCGUCGCCCGCCGCCGCGCCUCGGCACCCGCCGCCCGACGCCACGCCCGACUGGCACAACAACAAGCAGCUCUUCCGCACCAGCCGCUGGCACGGCGGGCCGCAGGGCGCGCAGAGCUGGCGGCGCUCGCAGCGCGACGACGGUGAGCCGGAGUGGCGCGGGGAGUCCCCCCGCGCGCGCCCCGCCGCCCCCCCCGCGCCGCACCACGACAAGUGGGGUCCAGAGCGCGAGUGGGGCGAGCGCGGGGGCGGCGGCGCGCGCGACAAGCAGCCGUGGAGCAGCCGCCGCAACUGGGACGCCGGCGCCGACGACAACCUGCCCGAGUGGGCGACAGACAACGUGGAGGGGUGCGGCGCGGCGGGCGGCACGUUCGACGCGCAGGGCGCGUUCCACGGCUACAGCAACGACGACUCCAGCCUGCCGCCGGCCGCGCGCCAGCCCGACCCGCUGUACCCGCUGACGCGGUCGCACACGCAGGGCAGCUUCUCGCGCGCCAAGCCCGCCGAGGAGGGCUCCGACGAGUGGUGGGCCUCCGAGAAGGCCAAGAAGCUGUCGCCCAAGCGCUUCGACACCAGCGAACCCAAGUUCAAGAAGUAUCAGAAAGUAAAUGAGGACGUACUUUGUUGUCAGCCGUCCGGGACAGCCGGGCCCGGAGCAGCCGGCGCGGCGGUGGACGAGGAGGCGGAGCAGGCGCCCCCACCGCCCGCGCCGGCCCCCGCCCCCGCGGCGCCCGCGCCCCCCGCGCCCGCCCCCGGCGAGCCCUCGCCGCCGCGCCCCUUCGCGCAGCUCUACAAGCAGCAGCAGCUGCAGGAGAGCAAGACCUUCGACGCGCUCAUGCGCAGCGACAUCAACCAGGUGGCGGAGGCGAGCGACGAGCGCGGCAACUUCAAGUCGGUGAUGAUCACGCCGAACAACGCGCUGCGGCAGAAGCACCAGAACAUCACGACGCCGGCGCCGGGCGAGGCGCGCUCGCCGUCGCCCGCGCCGCUCGAGCCCGACCUCGCCACCGACAAGAUCAUGAACGAGCUCAUCGAGUUCUCGUUCGAGGACGAGCUGGGGCUCAGCGCCAUGCACAACAUCCCCAUGCCCAUCCCCAUGCCGGGCCAGAGCAAGGCGGGCUACGGCGAGCUGCUGGCCAAGGCGCGGCCCAUGCGCCUGCCUGCGCCGCCCAUGAUGCCGCUGCAGAACAACGCCAGCAACUCGCUCUUCAUGGGGCAGAACGGGAACAACCCGCCGAUGGCGAUGUCCCCGCCGGCGCCGGGCGGCAUGCUGUCGCUGCAGAACAAGUUCGGCUCGCUGUACGGCGGCAUGAUGAGCCCCGCGCCGCCGCCCCUCGACCAGUGGUACUACGAGGAUCCCACGAAGAAGAUCCAGGGUCCGUUCUCGUCCAAGGACAUGUACAACUGGUACCGCGCCGGCUUCUUCACGGCGUCGCUGAUGGUGCGCCGCGCGUGCGACGCGCACAUGCGCCCGCUCGGCUCCUACGGGCCCGUCGUGCCCUUCGCCAUGGGCGAGAUGGGCGGCAUGGGGUCGUUCCCGCUGGGCGGGUUCGAGCGCGCCCGCGAGCCGCUGCUGGGCGCCGCGUCGCUGGGCAUGGGAGACAUGAUGGGAAUUGGCGGGAUGAGUGCGUCGGAGGGACUGGACUCCCUACAGUUCGGUUCCGUUGGGACAAACUUCAUUCGCAACGCAGCCGCCGCCGCUUCUUUUAAUCAGCAACCAAUGGACUCGCUGUGGUCCGGCGCUUCGUCGGAGCUGCUGUGGAUGCAACAGCCGGGCCGCGACCGCGCCGCCGCCGCGCCCGCCGCCGCCGCGCUGCCCAUGUUCUUCUGGGACCAGCAGCCCGGCGGCCGCCUGCCCGACGACGUCGCCAAGGAGAUGAAGACCGAGGACCAGAUCCUGGCGCAGAUGCGCGCCGCGCAGGGGCUGCCCCCCCCGCCCGCCGCCCCGCCCGCGCCCGCCGCGCCCUUCCCGCCGCCGCCCGCGCCGCCGCUCGGCGAGCUCGAGCGACUCAUACAGAAGGACACGCUGGCGCCGCCCGCCCCGGCCCCGGCCCCGGCCCCGGCCCCCGCACCCGCCCCCGCACCUGCCCCCGCCCCCGCUCCCGCCCCGCCCGCGGCUGUCGCCCCCGCCCCCGCCCCGGCCGAGGCCAAGCCAGACCCACCGCCGACUCCACAAUCCCCGGAGAAGCCGAAGCCGGAGGUGGCAGAGGCCGAGGCGAAGGCGGCCCCCAAGGAGAGCAAGACGGACAAGGCCAAGAGCAGCAAGAGCGAGGGAGACAAGAAGAGCAAGGAGAAGGACAAGAGCAAGAAGAAGAGCAAGGAGGACGCCGCGGACGACUCGCGCCCGGAGAGGAAAUCCGAGGAGUCUUCGCCUAGCAAGAGCAAGAAGGAUGACAAACAGACCAAAAAGGAAUUAGAGAAAGAAAAGAAGGAAUGGAUUAAAGAAGGGUUCACGCUUGUGAAGGGUCCCGAGAAAGCGGCGCCCAAGGACGGCAAGAAGAAGGCCGAGGAGCAGAAGGCGAUCGAGGAGGCCGACAAGAAAAGGAAAGAAGAAGAAAAACUAGCAGCUGAGGAAGAGAAACGUAAGAAGCAGGCCGAGGCAGCCAAGAAGCAGCAGCAGGAGUGCAAGCAGGCGGAGUCGCUGGCGGCGGCGGCGGCGGCGGCGGCGGCGCGGCGGGCCCCGUGGAGCGCGCCGGCGCGGGACCCCGUGGCGCUGGCCGAGAUCCAGCGCCUCGAGCGCGAGAAGAAGCUGGCGGCCGUGCGCGAGCAGCACGCCGCCAUGCACGCGCUGGCGCAGCAGCAGCAGCUGCAGCUGCAGCAGGAAAUGCAGGCAAGCCUCGGCUGGGCAAAAAAGAAAGAAACCAGCGUUCCGGGACAAAGUCUAGCUCAGAUUCAGGCCGAGGCACGUAAGCAAGCUGCAGCAGCCGCGGCGGCCGCAGCGGCGGCGGCGGCGGCGACGGCGGCGGAGGAGGCGCCCGCGCCCGCGCCCGCCGCGCCGCCCGCGCCCUGGGGCUCCGCGCACAACGGAGGCGGGUUCUGGGACACGGACCGCGCGAGCGCGCUGGGCGAGGAGUCGCCGCGACACGACGCGCGCAAGAAGAAGCCCGGCAAGAAGGAGUCCCCGCAGGCCGAGUUCGACUCGUGGUGCGCCGCCUUCCUCGCCAUGUGGACCUCCAAGAUCGACGUGCCGACGUUCGUGGGCUUCCUGAAGGACAUCGAGUCCCCGUACGAGGUGAAGGAGUACGUCAAGUGCUACCUCGGCGAGUCCAAGGAAUCCAACGACUUCGCGAGGCAGUUCCUCGAGAGAAGGUCGAAGCUGCUGCGCGCGGGCACGGUGGUGACGCCCGUGGACGACCUGUGCUCGCCCGCCGCCGCCAUCAACCCGCGCCUCGCCGCCGCCACCGAAUACCAAGAGGUUAAGGGCAAAGGAAAGAAAACAAAGAAGAAUAAGAUGCUGAAAGUGGACGCUCGCAUCCUGGGCUUCUCCGUGACGGCCGCCGAGGACCGCAUCAACGUGGGCGACAUCGACUCCGUGUGAGAGCGGCGGCGGCGCCAGCCCGCGCCCGCGCCGCUCGCGCCCGCCGUCGCCCCGCCCGCCGCCGCCGCCCCGCCCGCGCCCCACGCGCCCAACGCGCCCAACGCUCAACCCAAACCAUAAACUCACGUCAAUACAUUCAAUUUAUAAGUUUUAAGUGAACACAUUUAUCCACUGACGUUUUGCGUACUGAACUUAAAAGCAUAAGUUUGUUGUGAUAGUGAUUGUUUAAAGUGUAAUUGAAUAGCAGGCGCGGCCGCUCGCCGCCAUCAUUGUUGGUAUCCAUCAAGGACCACUUAAUAGUGAAAUACUCUGCACAUGGUGUAUCAGCCGUAGUGCCGGCGGCGGGUGGCGGCCCGCGGCGACACGGCAGCGCGGCGCGGCCGUGUCGACGCGCGCUCUUGUUAAUAAACCACUCCUUGUGCGGACGCGCUAGGCGUCCUGUUGUAAUUAUCCUAGCAAUACUGAUUCAGUCUACUUCAUUACAAAGUUAUUAAUCAAAUUAAUCACGGUAUUGUAAAACAUAAAAUUUACUAUGUAAAUAUCCCGUGCAUAUUUAAAGGAGUAGGUUCCAUUUCAAAUACAUACAAACAUAAUAUUAAAUGUUCUCACGAGAUUGUGUUAUAUGUCGAUAUACCUAUUUAUGUAGACAAUAUAACAAUGAUUAAAACAUGUAUACAUAGCUGUUGACCUUGUCCUUUGUAAAUUAAUGAUUGAGUAGAGUAGCUUAUUAUGUUGAAUCGUGAGUAGGCCUUUAAUAAAUGCAUAAUUGUGUCUAGCGGGGGGCACCGCACAGUUGGCACUUUCGGUGGCCGCGCCCGGUCAUCCCGCCGCCGCCGCCGCCACUGGACCUGACAACUAUGUAUAUUGUAAACUUAUAUGUUACUCAUUUUUGUAUUUCCUAGGCAUAGCCAUUUUAACUAUUACUCAAUGCAAUACUGGACUAUACUACUUUCUGAAUAGAUGUACCUCUGCCAUUGAUAAGGCCUAAACGGCAUUAUUUUUACUGCAUUAUUGUUAAUAUUUACACCACUUGAUGUCUACUUUGCUAUUUCUAUUGUAUGUUUAAAACUUUGCGAGCGAUUAUAUUUUUGAGUUUGUAUUUUAGUAUAAGUGAUGGCUGUAUGAGCUGUCCUACUGCAUGUGUUUGAUUCCUGAGAGGAUUUGUAUUGCAUUACUUUACAUACUGCCUUACGAAACGUGUAUAUGUUCGAACAGACCCCGCCACUUGAGAUCCUGAGUAGUACUUAUGUUAAGUAUGUGGCUAGUGCGUAGUGCCGGCGGUCUCUGCCGCGCGCGCGACGUGCGGUAGGACUGUGAUUCGUGGCGAAUAUGGCGAUAUGCUACUUAUAAUAAAAAUGUUAAACAUUUUUACUAUGUAGUACCUAGUAUUAUGAAUCAUCAAUUAUUAAUGAAAAAAACAAAGUAUCAAAUACGAACUUGUUUGCCACUAGCAAAAGUGAUUAAAUGAAAAAAUACUUCGUGAUAUAAAUGUAUAACUCGACGAAAAAUAAUUACUAGACAAAUAAAUUAUAAUAACGUAAUUACAGGACAAUGGUUUUUUAAAGUACACUUUUACUUUCGUACUUUCGUCAUGAUUAUAUUUUCCUUACCUUAAUAAAAUCUGUAUUUUACAAGUUGGGUAUCUUGUGUUGAGGUCUUGAACUAUAUUCUCAGUCAGAUUCUCGAUGUUGACUAGCCAGG
Plutella xylostella (diamondback moth) is the source of this 6124-nucleotide messenger RNA. The record is from RefSeq and is a predicted model, not a curated record. NCBI's taxonomy places the organism in Eukaryota, Metazoa, Arthropoda, Insecta, Lepidoptera, Plutellidae.